Messenger RNA from Klebsormidium nitens, 2696 nucleotides. Lineage: Eukaryota; Viridiplantae; Streptophyta; Klebsormidiophyceae; Klebsormidiales; Klebsormidiaceae. The record is from the annotation of a GenBank genome assembly.
GUGAAAAUAUCAAACGUCGGAGCAGACUGCAAAUCAGCAUUCUUUUGAAGGGAAAAGGGUGGAGGAAGGCACACCGCAGGGAGCUGCAAGGGGGCCUUUACAAUGGAGUGCGUCGCCCUGAGCUCGCGCUGCUGUCAGGUCCUCGCUGCGACGCCUUUCUCGCGUCGGUCUCAAUCUCGCGCACCUGCUCGAUACACAAUCCCAUUCCCCACUUCAUCUGCAUUCCACAGGAACCUGCUGCAGAUUACUGUCCCUCACCCAAGGCACAACGCUUCGUCGAGCAGAAAAGGGAUUGUGGCCACACUUGCUGAAGAGGAGAAGCCCAAUGCAGGGCCGUGGUCUGUGAGGAACGACUUUGACAAGGACUAUGUGCUGGUUUCGGAGGAUGCCGAUGAGAUCGCAAAGGAGAUCGAGAAGGUGGAGCAGGAGAAUGCCCUGCUGAGGAGUAGGCUGGCGGACGUUGACAAGCAUGCAAAGGAGACAGCUGAGGACAGGAAAGACAGGAUUGAUGUGGACCACCCUAGGUUGGAUGCGCGCCCGCCACAGGGGCAAGAAGAGCAGGCCGUGUCUGAGCAGGCCGUGUCCGAGCAGGUCACAUCUGAGCAGGUCGUGUCUGAGCAGGCAGUGGCCGCACCACCCGCACCCCAGGAGAGCGCACCUCCAGGCCCCGCCUCGUCUCCGCCAGAGAAGGCCCCUGAGCAGAGCCUCGAGCAAUCCACCCUCGCACGCAUCCAGCAAAAAGACAAGACCGCCAAGGCCGAGAACCCCAUCAGCAUCGUGUUCGUGACGUCGGAAGUUGCGCCCUACUCCAAAACGGGGGGGCUCGCUGAUGUCAUCGGCUCGCUCCCCCCCUCUCUGGCGGCGCGGGGGCACCGAGUCAUGGUUGUCUCCCCCCGCUACAUGAACGGCGUGACGGACCAUCUUUACAAGGGCGCACUGGAUGCAGACACGAGGAUCCAGAUUGGGUGCUUUAACGGGUCGCACGAGGUGGCGUUCUUCCACGAGUACAAGGACGGGGUCGACUGGGUCUUUGUUGACCACCCCUCUUACCACAGGCCAGGCAACCCCUACGGCGACACUCGUGGUGCUUUUGGAGACAACCAGUUCCGCUUCACCCUGUUGUGCCUGGCCGCCUGCGAGGCCCCGCUCGUCCUUCCUUUCGGUGGCUACACGUACGGAGAGAAGGUCCUCUUCUUGGCCAACGACUGGCACGCCAGUCUGGUGCCUGUGUAUGUCGCCGCGAAGUACCGCCCCUAUGGAGUGUACAAGGACGCCCGCACCAUCCUCGCUAUCCAUAACCUGUCCCACCAGGGCGUCGAGCCCGGUGUGACGUUCAGCAACCUGAGCCUCCCCUCCGAAUGGUACGGCGCGCUUGAGUGGGUGUUCCCCGAGUGGGCCCGCAAGCACGCCUUCGACAAGGGCGAGGCGGUGAACCACAUGAAGGGGGCCAUCGUCACGUCCGACAGGCUCCUGACAGUCAGCCAGGGGUAUGCUUGGGAGAUCACCACUCCGGAAGGCGGCUGGGGUAUGGACGGCCUCCUGCGCAGCCGAGCAUCAGUACUCAACGGCAUCACGAACGGGGUGGACAUUGACGACUGGAACCCAGCGACAGACAAGCACAUUGCGUCACAGUACACCUUGGAGGAUCGGUCUGGAAAGGCGGAGAGUAAGGCGGCACUGCAAAAGGAGCUGGGCCUACCGGUCCGACCGGAUGUGCCUUUGAUUGGUUUCAUUGGGCGGCUAGAUUAUCAGAAGGGGCCCGAUCUCAUCCAGGCCGGCCUUCCAGAGCUGAUGACCGACGACGUCCAAUUUGUGAUGCUGGGGAGCGGGGACACGGCCAUCGAGUCAUGGAUGGCGUGGGCGGAGACCACGUACCGGGACAAGUUCCGCGGCUGGGUCGGCUUCAGCGUGCCGGUGGCGCAUCGAAUCACAGCAGGGUGCGACAUUCUCCUGAUGCCGUCCCGGUUUGAGCCGUGCGGCCUCAACCAGCUGUAUGCCAUGCGGUACGGAACGGUGCCGGUUGCGCACUCCACUGGCGGGCUCAGGGACACGAUUGAGACUUACAAUCCGUUCGGCAGUGGUCGGGGAGGGUCAGGGACCGGGUGGACGUUUUCGCCUUUGACUAAGGAGGCCAUGAUGUCGGCGCUGUGGACCGCCAUCUUCACGUACCGGAAUCACCCCGAGUCCUGGGAGGGCAUCAUCGAGCGCGGCAUGGAGCAGGACUUCUCCUGGAACCGGGCUGCGCUCCAAUACGAGCAAGUCUUUAACUGGGCGAUGAUGGACCCCCCGUAUGCAUAGGAGCCCAGGACCGUAUGCAUAAGAGCAUGUCACAGUCAGGCCUACGGUGUGUUGAUGAAGAAGUGUGUUUUUGCGAUCUCGGAGUGAGUGACGCCACGGUUUUGGAGGUAUUUUUAAGUACAGAGAGGUGCAUGUUUCCAUAAGGUGCCGGCUUCCGGUUCGGCAAGUAGACAGGGAAUUUAGAUGUCGAAGCUCCUUGUCUGCUCCAAGUUAAGCUGUCCUGGUCGGUUCCAGUCAAAUCAACCUGAAGGCAAUGUCUGCCAGUCAGUUUCUGGCCGGGGACUCCUAGAACAUCUUGAAGGUUUCCUGCACUUGUAAGCUUGCGGAUGCUGACACGAUCCAAACCUCUCGUCUAAGCGAGACCUUAAGUUGGUUGGCCGGAUGCUGUUGGGUCAUGC